This is a messenger RNA of Oncorhynchus nerka (sockeye salmon), 882 nucleotides long. RefSeq lists its product as uncharacterized. The transcript has a single exon. The record is from RefSeq and is a predicted model, not a curated record. Lineage: Eukaryota; Metazoa; Chordata; Actinopteri; Salmoniformes; Salmonidae. Bases 1 to 882 code for a protein of 293 amino acids.
AUGCCCUAUCUGAAGAACAUGAAGAAGUUGGUGCAGAGACACCGACAGAAGAACAACACGGCACCCCCUGUACCUACAUCCCUCACCCCCUGUACCUACAUCCCUCACCCCCUGUACCUACAUCCCUCACCCCCUGUACCUACAUCCCUCACCCCCUGUACCUACAUCCCUCACCCCCUGUACCUACAUCCCUCACCCCCUGUACCUACAUCCCUCACCCCCUGUACCUACAUCCCUCACCCCCUGUACCUACAUCCCUCACCCCCUGUACCUACAUCCCUCACCCCUGUACCUACAUCCCUCACCCCUGUACCUACAUCCCUCACCCCCUGUACCUACAUCCCUCACCCCCUGUACCUACAUCCCUCACCCCUGUACCUACAUCCUCACCCCUGUACCUACAUCCCUCACCCCCUGUACCUACAUCCCUCACCCCCUGUACCUACAUCCCUCACCCCUGUACCUACAUCCCUCACCCCUGUACCUACAUCCCUCACCCCCUGUACCUACAUCCCUCACCCCCUGUACCUACAUCCCUCACCCCCUGUACCUACAUCCCUCACCCCUGUACCUCAUCCUCACCCCCUGUACCUACAUCCCUCACCCCCUGUACCUACAUCCCUCACCCCUGUACCUACAUCCCUCACCCCCUGUACCUACAUCCCUCACCCCUGUACCUACAUCCCUCACCCCCUGUACCUACAUCCCUCACCCCCUCACAUCCCUCACCCCCUGUACCUACAUCCCUCACCCCCUGUACCUACAUCCCUCACCCCCUGUACCUACAUCCCUCACCCCUGUACCUACAUCCCUCUCAUCAUCCCUGACAGCUAUAAGGCCUCCUCUAGCAUGACAGUGGACUCAGGCCAGACAGAAUUCUGA